Messenger RNA from Penaeus indicus, 1938 nucleotides. RefSeq names its product proteoglycan 4-like. NCBI's taxonomy places the organism in Eukaryota, Metazoa, Arthropoda, Malacostraca, Decapoda, Penaeidae. The record is from RefSeq and is a predicted model, not a curated record. The transcript is spliced from 7 exons. Gene Ontology annotation, biological process: lipid metabolic process; response to reactive oxygen species. Gene Ontology annotation, cellular component: cytoplasm. Bases 271 to 1938 code for a protein of 555 amino acids.
AGGAGACGCUCGUCCUCCAUGCAACAAACCCGUUCUUGAAGCCCCCUGCGUGCAACACCGGAAGCACGCUGCCUUCACUUCCACACGUGCCCGACGGGAGGAUCCUUCUGCGUGAGAGGAUUCGACCUUCUACCUUUCCUUCCAUAUUUAUUCUACCUUGAGAGGAUCUUACACCCGGCGCUGGACCAUAAAAAGACGAAGGAGAAGGAUUGACGAGACGAGAGAAAAGGAGACACAGCAACCACAACCGCUUCCCAACAACCAACGAAAAUGAAAUCUCAGGUUUUUGAAGUCGCUGCGGUCGUGCUGGCGGCGAUGGUCGUGUCAUGCUCCGCCCACAGCAUCGGUUUCGGGGCGUGUCCUAAGCUCAAGGGCAUGAAGAACUUCGAGCCAGGCAAGUUCGCAGGUUUCUGGUACGUCAUCGAGGUGUACAGUACGUUCAGUCGCUGCCUGACCCUCGACUUCGCCCGCAUAAGCAAGGACGACUUCAAGGUGACGGAGGGCAAAGAGUACGCCGUAGCCCAAUUCGUCGGAAUCGAACACGUCUUCUCGAACACGGGGAUCUAUGCCUCGAGAGCGCCCAAGGAGCCCGCCAAAUUUGAAGUCAAGUGGUCCAAUAACCUCCUCGGUACAGCUGACGGCACCAUCAUAAACACAGACUACGAACAGUACGCGGUCGUGUUGGAAUGCCAGCGCGUCUUUUACUUCAUGAAGAGAACGUCAGCCGCGAUUCUCAGCCGGAGUCGGAAGCUGGAUUAUGAAAUUAUCAGGAAACUCAAGCAGGACCUGUGCAAGACCUACAACCUGAACAUCCAGAACUUCGAGGCGGUGAGCCAGGACCGGUGCGCCACCACGCCCCAGGACACCGCCCACCAGAAGAGGAUGAGUCUCAUGGGCGGCAAUGGCAGGGUCUCCGGUUUCGCCCAAUACCCGCCCACGAUCCUCUCCUCCCCCAGGAACACGACGAAGCCACAGCCGACGAAGCCAGCUGUCCUAAAAAGCCUUCAGCCUUCCCGACCAUCCGGGACGAAGCCUCAGCCGACACGACCCACCCCUGCGAAGAAGCCACAGCCUGGGAAGCCUACUCCCGCGCCGAAGCCUCACGUCCCGAGCAACUCUUCCUCGACGAAGCCCCCUCCCCUUCGGCCAACCCCCGGCAGGAAACCCGAGUCCCUCCGGCCGAGGAAUGCCACUUCGUCCAAGCCUCCGACCAAGAGACCUGCGCCGACGAGGAAGCCGCCGGUUUCGAAAAACUCGGGUACAACGAAGCCUCAGCCUCGGAAGCCCACUGCUGCCACGCCCUCCAAAGCCACCACGCCGAAGCCAGCGAAGUCUCAGCUUGCUAAACCAACCCCGGCGAAGCCCUUGGCCAAGAACGCCUCCCGCCCUCCCCCUCGACCUCCCCUACCCACCGCCCCGACGAAGCCCGGGGCCAGGACUCCCCAGGCCCCCCCAAGCACAAACCAACCGCCGAAGGGAGGCAAAGCCAAGCCCCCGAGGCCGCCCCCGCCUACCCGGAAGGCCUCCCCACCACGCCCCUCGAAGCCUACAACCCCAAGGACGACCCCGCAGCCGCCACGGGCCUCGUCCACGCAGAAGGCCUCCGCGAGACGACGAGACGUGGCGGCGAGGCCUCCGUCGGCGCCGAGGAACGCCAAGGCUUUCCGGCCCACGGCGGGGAGUUUUGUUAUUUUGUGUCAGAAGGAAGAAGACUUUAUUAGCACCGUGUGGGAGAGCAACCGAGUGUGCCAAAUACAAGGAAGGGAAAAAAGGAGUUCCAAGCCUCCAGUCAGCAUGACUAAACUCCCAAAAGAUAUAUUCUGCAUCUUCCGUGAACUACCAGCUGCACUGAUAAACGCCUGCAGAAAUCACUACCCUGCUGCCAACAGCUUCACCGUAACCAUGACAUAUAUCAGUGCAACUGGUAGUUCACGGUAG